UUUGAAGAUUGUAGAUGGCGCUGUGUGCACAGUAACCAGAAAGCGUGAUUCGCAACGAGUGAAUCGAUGUGAAUAUGAAUUAAGAAAGUGCAAAACAACCCACUAAAUUCAAUUAGACGCUAUGACAGCAACUCACAGGUUUAGUGUGCCCAGGGGCUACAAUAAGGAUCGCAUCGAACCUGCAAACGACGGAGUUUACUUCGCUCUGCCGACAGAGAGAACACACGUCGGGAUAUGGAGCUUCCAAAGUUUACACUCAGAUCCACUGAUACUAACGGGACACCGUCAACCUAUCACCUCGUUAUGUUUCGGAUUUAAUGCAAGUCCUAAACUUCUUUGCUCGGCAGCUGGUGAUUACGUGAUUGUUUGGAAUAUCCACAGUGCACGUGAGAAAUUUAUGAAGGGUGACCGCGUCACUGGUCAGAUUAUCGGGACAACACUCGGCGAGGUGCAGUUCUGUUGUUUCAACGUUGACGAUACCCUGGUUGCCGCGUGUGUUGAUAACAAAGUUUUUAUUCUCACGUCCAACUUCCAAUCUGUAAUCGCAGAACUAGAAGGACAUAAUGGCCGCAUCACUCGAGCCGAAUUUUGCCCCCAUUAUACAUCCACGCUUGUUACAAUAUCGGAUGAUCGCACGUUCAAGGUGUGGGAUACUAGGAUGUUAUCGCUUGUGUACGAAUCUGCCAUCAUCACGUCAUCCUCCCUGAUCAGCCUGGCUAUGAACUGGUCCGAUCCCCACGUUACGCUCGGCUCUUCUGACGGGAUUCUAAGAACCUAUGAUCUCACCGACGGCAACAACUUUCGUAGCUUACAUCAAGUCGAUAUCUCUAAAGCUGUGUUGAAACAACGGGAAAGAAUUGCAAUUUUGAAAAGUAAAUCAGAAGAAAAAGGCACAAUGACUGUCACAAAAAGAGGGACUUGGAAAAAACCAAAUUCGAAGGAUGUGGAGGUUGAAACUGCAACAGAGCAGGGCCAGGCUGUGCUGUGUGUGUGCUUCUCCUAUCCCCCCACCCAGAAGGAGACGACCGAAGUGGCGCCGCAGUUUGAGAAAUCAGCUGCCAAUGACCUCCUGGCGUCACAGCCUCCUGUGUUGGUUGUUGUCACCACAGGUGCUGCACUUCAGCUCAAUGCUAAAAACCUGGAGAUUUUAGACUUCACAGAUCUGCACAAUCCUCUGUCCAGUGUUGGUCCGGAAGGAGAGUCGAGGUGUAUCAAUACUGCAGAUGUUGCCGCCAUCGCUCAGAGUCCUGGCGCCGCCUCUCUGUGGGCACUCCUGGGCACCAUGUUUGAUAACGAACUAAAUGUGGUUCAUUUUGGAUUGUCUGAUUCGGGUUUGUGUAAGAAAAAUGUGGAUUUAGAUUCCUCCUUGACCUAUGUUUUAUCCGGUCUGAUGGAUCUUGAAGCUGGUGAAGACGAGCACGAUGACUCAGGUUUGUGUGUGGUAGCUGUGAAUUCUCUAUGUGAGAAAUCUCCACUGAAAUCCGAGCUGAUUCCACAGUCAAAACCCGAGACCCCCAAAUCAAAAACAGUUAAAACCCCAGGUUAUGAUAAACGGAGAAAAUCUGACCCAAUGAACCAACCUUUGACCUUUAAACCCAAGGUCAAAUCAUCCGGUUACACUCAAACUCCACGGACAACCAUGUUUAAACCAAAAAUCAAUAAACCCAUGAAAUCAGUUUUAAAAAAACCAUCGUCAGAAAAUAAAGUGUUUGAUGUAGAAUACCCCCUUGACAGUGCUCCCCCGACAGAACUUCAAGACAGGAUCAAUGUAGCCGAGAGACCUACUCCGGUCAAUAGGGUCACCUUCUCGGACGAUGGUCAUAGUGUAGCUUGUGCCCUUGCGAACAAAACAGCCUCAAUAUUCAAGUUUCCCAUUGGUCAGAAUGUGGGCCGAGUGUAUGUGGGCCACAAUAGCAGUGUCAAUUCUGUUGCCUGGAAUCACAGCGGGACCCUGGUCAUCACCUCGUCAGAUGACAAGACGGCCUCCAUCUGGACCCGAGGAUCAAGUGACCCUCUGCUGAAGUUUGACAUGAUUUCCGACAAUAUGUCCGUCAAUAAGGAGCAGGUGAAGGCAGACAAGAGCAACACGUUGUUCCCCCGGGAAGUUCGACAUGGCCAGUUCUUCUACAUGGACAGGUUUGUUCUGCUGACGUGUGGCAGCUCUCUCCACCUCUACAAGUACUACCUGGACGCAGCCCGAGACGAGAUCAAGAGAUACCUGACAAAAAGCAGGUACAAGCUAGUCCAGAGCUGGGCUACACAGAGUCAGACAAUAACCUCCAUGACCGCCAUCAACGCCUUCCACUCCCACCUCGUCAUCUGUGCAGGCUCCAACCGUGACAUCGAGGUGUUUGACCUCAACCAAGGCACCCUGGCCACAGUGAUACAGGACACUCACACCCGUCCAGCACACUCUAUUUGUCUCAACAAGGGGUCCAGCUACGCCUCCCAGCCGUCGUCCGCCUACAACAUCUUUGCAUCAGCUGCUGCUGCUGAUUGCAUCAAGCUGUGGGACAUGCGGGCCCAGCGCUGUGUGCAGAGGCUGGAGGGACAUUUGAACCAGGCCCACGCUUGUGGACUUGCCCUGAGUCCGUGUGGCAAGUACCUGGCCACGGGAUCCGAGGACAGGCUGGUGUACGUGUUUGACCUGCGGGCAGGGACCUACUGCGUCAGACUGCGAGGGAACACCGAUGUUGUCACGGACGUCACCUUCCAUCCUGCUCAGCCUACCCUGGUGUGUGGGAGUCUGGAUGGGAGGGUUAUGUCUUUUGUUCCAGUGUGAUGUCACGGCUGAGACCACCUGUCAUGCUGAAGUUAGGAUAAACUGUUACUUUGUUAUGGAAUGAAUGUUAUUCCUGCUUUGUUUUUGAUCUCACCAUGAAUGGACAUGUCGAUGUUGAGAAAUGAACUGAUAAAUAAAUUCAUGUAAGUUGA
Haliotis rufescens (red abalone) is the source of this 2934-nucleotide messenger RNA. RefSeq names its product WD repeat-containing protein 27-like. The record is from RefSeq and is a predicted model, not a curated record. The coding region runs from base 122 to 2782 and encodes 886 amino acids. The transcript is spliced from 3 exons. NCBI's taxonomy places the organism in Eukaryota, Metazoa, Mollusca, Gastropoda, Lepetellida, Haliotidae. Gene Ontology annotation, molecular function: protein binding.